Messenger RNA from Sycon ciliatum, 2102 nucleotides. Its product is annotated as BAI1-associated protein 3-like. The record is from RefSeq and is a predicted model, not a curated record. Lineage: Eukaryota; Metazoa; Porifera; Calcarea; Leucosolenida; Sycettidae. Gene Ontology annotation, cellular component: secretory vesicle.
UCGCGGGCGCGGGUACAACAACGCGUAGGUUCUUCAGACCGAAAAAGGGAGGCAUCACUUUCUUCAGUCCUUUUGUUUGGGUGUUCCACAUGUCCUUUCGAAACUGUGAACGUAACAGCUAGUUUGUUGAAGCACAAUACACGACAUUGACUUUACUGGAUCUACCCAUCGUCUCACGUUCGUGCUCGCUGGACUUGCGGAAGCAAAGAAGUGGAGGUUGUGUGACGCCCGGAGAGAUACGCAUUAGUAAUUUCCACGAAGUUGCCGAGUAUGCAUCAUGUCACCUUAGUGAAGUUGAGAAGAGUUGUCUGAUUCAUUCAAUAAUUGAUUGUCGUCAGUUAUCGUUCCUCGAGGAAGGAGCAUAACUAGCUGGUAGAGAUGCUUGCAGAACCAAGUACGAAGUCGCGACCGUUCCGUGGUGGCCCAACACUCCGGCGCCGAGCUCCAUCUACCAAGCAUGCUGCAGAAGCCAGUCAAGGUAGCUCAUGCACGGAGAACACGCUCUUCACAGAAUGGGAGCAGAUCGAAAAGAGCGAAAGCAGCCGUGUCGGACGCUCAUUGCUGCGUAAUGAUGCGGUGAAGAGCAGGAACCCGAGCGGAUCGCGAAAUACCUCCGCCAUCACAUCACCAGUGGCCAGCAGGAAGGCAAUCCCUCAGGUGCCGUGCGAUCUCGACGACUCGGUGCUCGCCAUGGUCUAUCGGGACACGCUCAAAGUCGUCUUGCAUCGCAUGGGCUUUGUCAGUGGCGAACUGAAGGUGGAGCGCACAGACUUGCUGGAGUUUGCGCAGUCUGCAUUCAGCGUUGGUCCCGAGCGGCAUGCAGACUUCAUGCGCAUGGAGAAGAACGAAGAGGGACCCAGGAAAAUUCUGAAGGUGACGGUGCACCGGGGUCGCGACCUGAAGGCGAAGGACGAGAAUGGCUUCAGCGACCCGUUUGCAAUCAUGGGUAUCGUUCACCUGACGCCGACUGACUUGGAGGAUGCGCGGCGGAAAGGCAAAAUGAAGAAAGUUGAUCGGCUGGCCGCUCAGCUCGUCGAGACGUCGGUACAAAACGCCACGCUGAAUCCCGUCUGGGACGAAGAAUAUGAACUGACUCUCACAUCGGUCAGGAAUCGUUAUCUCCAGCUAGAUUUAUGGGAUUAUGAUGACGAGAAUACACUGGGGGAUACGGUGAAGAGUGUAGCGAAGAUCAGUGGAGUACGGGGCGCCAAGCGGUGGGUGAAGGACCUGGCAGACAUUGCACGUUCGAAAUCCAGCGACGACUUUAUGGGCCGGUUCCUAUUUCCGCUUGAAGAAAUCCCGCAAGAAGGCAUCGAGAGCUGGUACGAUCUGGAGGACCGACACGGUGAGCUGAAAGCUGGCCAGAUGAAUCUGAGACUGGAGUUCUGCGCCAAGCAGACCGUGGUGCCGCUGAACCCCGGCUGGCAUCCGUACAUUGUCUACUUCUACCUGAUGAAGCAAUGCAUCCUCGCUGAGCACCACUCAAUAGCGGAGCGUCAGCGUCGCCUGUGGAACUAUCAACUCACCAACGUCCACGCCUUGACGCUCCUCUGCCAGUAUCGCAUACAGCACAGCAUGAGCGAUAUCAAUGUUGUAUUAAUCUAGCAUCAUCUACUUGUGGAAGAAUCCCACGAAGAGCGCCUCUCUUCGCAAAGAUCAGAUCAGUCGACUGCUGGCCGACUUCCAAGCGCUGCGCAAGCAUUGUCUGGGCCUGCUCAGCAGGCUUCGCCAGGUGUUCUCGUCGGCUCGGCCCGGCUCUUUGCAGCAACUGCGGCAUGUGUUGAGCUGCUUGGAGCGCAUCUACAUGCAUCCGGUCAUGCAGAGCGAGUACCCAGUGCCACUCCUGUGUGAUGAUAUACGCGAUACAAUCAAACAAGCAACUCACAAGUGGUACCUUGAUGCCUGGGAACUGUGCGCUCCUCAAGAAUUGAGUGGCACAGGGCUUGCAGAGCAGCUCAUCACUCUGCUGCACACGGUAACGGACGACCUGGUAGAAGCAAACCACUGCUACAACCAGUACUUUGUGUGAGUUGUAUACUAGUAUGCUGACUCUCUUCUUUACGGCAUUGUGCAUGUUGCCGAGUUUUCCUGCUGUUACAUGA